AUGUCGUCCAAGGACAAGAAACCGUCGAAGCCAUCCACCGGUCGGACUGGUGGUAUCCGUACGCUAUCCGAUUUGAACCGAAGGUCAGGGCCGGACUCCGACAGUGAUUCCGAUGGACCUCAGGAGUAUUACACCGGCGGAGAGAAAAGUGGUAUGCUUGUUCAAGAUCCUACGAAAGAACCAAAACACGAUGAUGUUGAUGAGAUAUUCAACCAAGCAAGGCAGCUAGGAGCAGUGGAAGGACCUCUCGAGCGUCCUUCGAGCUCUAGAAGCUUCACAGGAACAGGGAGAUUGCUUUCAGGAGAAAAUGUGCCGCCAACAACCGCUCUUCAACAGCCAGAGCCUGUGAUUCACAAUAUCGUCUUCUGGUCUAACGGAUUCUCCGUAGAUGAUGGACCUUUGAGGAAGCUUGACGAUCCAGAAAACGCAUCCUUCCUCGAUAGCAUUAGAAAGUCUGAAUGCCCCAAAGAGCUUGAGCCUGAAGAUAAAACUGCUCCUGUACACGUCAAUCUUAUGAGAAGAGACGAGAAAAUGCCUGAACGUGAGAAGCUUAAGGUUUCGUUUCAAGGAGUGGGGAGGACUCUAGGUGGUGCUAGCUCAUCGACGGCUCCAAGCCAAAGCAACCUAACCGAUGUAGCAGCGGUUGCGUCGGCUUCACAGAGUCUGGUUGUAGAUGAAACUCUUCCAUCGACAUCGAUCCAGCUUAGACUUGCGGAUGGGACACGCGUGGUGGCUAAGUUUAACAACCAUCACACGGUUAAUGACAUUCGUGCGUACAUCGACUCUUCUCGACCAGGGAAUGGAAUUAGCUACACUCUUCAGGUCAUGGGGUUCCCACCGAAGCCUCUUACUGACCCUUCUCAGACCAUUGAUCAAGCUGGUCUCGCAAACUCUGUAGUCAUUCAGAAACUCUAG
Molecule: messenger RNA, 915 nt
Organism: Microthlaspi erraticum
Lineage: Eukaryota; Viridiplantae; Streptophyta; Magnoliopsida; Brassicales; Brassicaceae
Source: the annotation of a GenBank genome assembly